AUGGCUCCCGUACACUCCAACAGCCUUCCCUUCGGCCAAACUCCGCCGCUGGCCUCAAUCUCCGGGCCUACCUACGUGACUGCUCAGACUCUUGUCCAGCAAGUUGCCUAUACCUUGUCGGACAAGGUCUUCUCCUACUCUCCAGAGUCCUUUGAUCUCGACGUGGCGGCUAAAGCUUGGUCGGAUGCUCGAGAGACGAAUGCAAAUGGCUACGAGACUGCAAUUCAGUCAAUGCAACUCCGCAGUGGAGCAGGUUCAAUUGCAUUGGGAUAUAUGUUCUCAAAGGACUUCGAUCUAAAGAAGAGGCAUAUCCCUCAAGGCCUGCUUGCCUCGUCUGCCGCUCUUAGUUUCUUGAGACCUGCUCUUGACCAGCUGUCACUUCUUUACUCUGUCAGCAAUCCAUUUGUUGCACACGUUGCGGCAUUGGACUAUGAUGGAGCUAAGGACGGUGGACUGGUCUCCGACUACGUCUCAGCUCUAUCUACUGCGGAGGAUCUUGGGCUGGGUUUGGUCUCAACCCUUUCAGCCUACGAGGCCCAGCACAUGUCGUUGCUUGCCACCCUACUAGCGCAGGAUCUGCCCACUUUACAUAUCUACGAUGGCCUUAGGACUGCCCGAGACACAACACGGGUUAUUGACAUUCUGGACAAGUCUGGUCUCGCAGCUACGUACGAUGCUAUUCUCAAGUCAAUCUCUGACGAAGAGCGCAAGCAUUUGAGCCUGGAGGGCAAAGCACUGAGAACACUUCGGGCCCUCAACGACGAACUUGGAACCGACUACAAACCCUUCGAAUAUUCUGGCCAUACUGCGCCGGAGACCGUUCUUGUAACUUUUGGUUCGACCGAGGGCUCUCUCGCUUCGCAAGCCGUUAAUUAUCUGGCCAAAAGCGGUAAUAAAGUUGGAACAAUUAAUGUUCGUCUCUAUCGACCAUUUGCAGAGGAACAAUUCUUGAAACUUCUCCCACCGAGUGUGAGAGUAAUUGGUGUCCUUGGACAAGUCAAUGAUGCACAGGCCGUCCAAGAAGCUGGCAUCCAUUCUCAACUCUAUGAUGAUGUGCUUGCCGCAGUCUCCUAUGGAGCCUCAGCUCACAACGCUCCCCGAGUUCAAGAUCUGAAAUAUUCUCGCAACAAGCGUUGGAUACCUUCGGCUAUCGCACAAACGUUUCAGAUUCUUUCUGGAAAGCCUGGCACUGAGCAGGACAUCACUUCGUUCCUCGACAAUACUGUUCAGCAAUAUACGUUCUGGAAUACAGAUGAUGCACUUUCUGCUCCAGCUGCUAACCUCCUUGCACAGGCUCUCGCCACGGAUUCUUCUCAAAAUGUCACCGUACAUACUACCCACGAUAAUCUCGUGCAAGGUGGCAUUCACAGAAUCGACAUCCGCAAAUCGCCGACUAGUCUCGAUGCCUCGUAUCCGAUCACCUCUGCAAAUGCUGUCGUGAUCACAGAACUUAAAUUGCUAUCUGACGUUGAUGUUCUGAAGUCCCUCCAAGCAGGUGGCAAAAUUAUUUUGAUCCUUCCAGGUGUUAAGGAUGAGGAUGUGGAGAAGAAGUUGCCGGUGCAAUUCAAGAAGACCGUCGCGGAAUCUGGCAUUAGUCUCUAUCUCAUCAACCCAGCAAAUACCUCUUUGACUGUGGACAACCGUGAAACGGAGUCUCUGCGAUUGCAAACUGCCUUCAUCAGGGUGGCACUCCGAAGUAGUGAAGAAGUCGGCUUGCAGAAAGUUGCCAAAGUCAAUGGCUACUUCUCUUUGGACUCCAUCGUGACGGAUUUGGAAAAGACUCUUCGCGAAGUUGAAGUACCAAAAGAAUGGGCGGAGCUUGAAAUUGAUGGUCAACAGCAGCUCUUAGCUGUCGACAUCACUGCGAACAGCUUCGCCUCCUUUGAUAAGACCGAAGAGGAGCCUCCCUCUAUGCUUCGCAAUUGGCAGAAAGCGGCCAAGGGACUCUUGUUCAAAGAAGCAUACAAUACCAGCAACAGUCUCCGCCCCGAUCUCCCCACCAAGACAUUCACUGUACACGUGAAAGAAAAUCGCCGCCUGACGCCUCUGACCUAUGACCGCAACAUCUUCCACAUUGAAUUUGAUCUUGGUACCUCGGGCCUGAAAUACGACAUCGGCGAAGCUCUAGGCAUCCACGCUGAGAACAACCACGACGACGUGAUGAACUUCAUCAAAUGGUACGGUCUGAACGCCGACGACGUUGUUGAAGUUUCCUCCCGCGAGGACCCCGCCGUGUUCGAAAACCGCACCGUAUACCAAGCGCUGAUGCAAAAUGUGGACAUCUUCGGACGACCGCCCAAGAAAUUCUACGAAGCUCUCGCGGACUUUGCAGAUGACGCGACCGAGAAGCGUAGCUUGCUAACCCUGGCCGGGCCAGAAGGGUUCAAGGAAUUCCAGCGCCGCGCCGAAGUGGACACUGUCACCUUCGCAGACGUGUUACUUGAAUUCCCCUCGGCACACCCAUCGGUCCACGACAUCGUACGCAUAGUCUCCCCGAUGAAACGCCGUGAAUACUCGAUUGCGUCGUGCCAGGCCGUGACGCCGACAUCCGUGGCUCUAAUGGUCGUUGUGGUCAACUGGGUCGACCCCAAGGGCCGCGACCGCUUCGGGCAGGCCACGAAAUACCUGAGCGAGCUUAAAGUCGGUGCGCCCAUCACCGUCAGCGUGAAGCCAUCUGUCAUGAAACUGCCACCGAAAUCGACCCAACCCAUCAUCAUGGCCGGCCUGGGCACGGGCCUCGCGCCUUUCCGCGCGUUUGUGCAACACCGCGCUCUGGAGAAAUCCCAAGGCAAAGAAAUCGGCGCAGUUCUGCUGUACAUGGGCUCGCGUCACCAGCGCGAGGAGUACUGCUACGGCGAGGAGUGGGAGGCGUACCAGGCUGCGGGCGUGAUCACACUGCUUGGCCGGGCCUUCUCUCGCGACCAGCCCCAGAAAAUCUACAUCCAGGACCGCAUGCGCCAGACCCUCGAGCAGAUCACCCAGUCCUACAUCAAGGACGAAGGUGCUUUCUAUCUCUGCGGUCCCACCUGGCCCGUCCCCGAUGUUACCAAGGUCUUGGAGGAGGCCAUCGCUGUAGACGCCAAGGCCUCCGGUGCUAAGAAGGUCGACCCUUCGCGCGAGAUCAUGCGCUUGAAGGACGAGGGCCGCUAUGUUCUGGAAGUCUAUUAG
This is a messenger RNA of Exophiala aquamarina CBS 119918, 3168 nucleotides long. Its product is annotated as sulfite reductase (NADPH) flavoprotein alpha-component. The transcript has a single exon. Bases 1 to 3168 code for a protein of 1055 amino acids. Gene Ontology annotation, cellular component: cytosol. Lineage: Eukaryota; Fungi; Ascomycota; Eurotiomycetes; Chaetothyriales; Herpotrichiellaceae. The record is from RefSeq and is a predicted model, not a curated record. Gene Ontology annotation, molecular function: flavin adenine dinucleotide binding; sulfite reductase (NADPH) activity; FMN binding.